Aureobasidium vineae is the source of this 1042-nucleotide messenger RNA. The record is from the annotation of a GenBank genome assembly. Lineage: Eukaryota; Fungi; Ascomycota; Dothideomycetes; Dothideales; Saccotheciaceae.
CAUGUUUUCACGACGCCUCGCAUCGCGCCUGUCGUCCCUGGGCACCUCGAAUCUGAGCCGCCCUCUGUCGACAAGUGCAAUCGCCGCUGCCUCGAAGAGAGCACCCUCGCUCUCCGAUGUCGAGCCCAACAAGGGUCAUCUGUUCGAUCAGAACUCACAAAAGUUCCGCGACGACCUGGCCGCUGCCCAGAAGAAGCGUGAGCAGCAAGAGACACGCGAUCAAUCAGAAGAUGGCAAGAAGGGCGGUCGUCUCUCCAAUCUGCUCUACGGCACCCAAGAGGGUCGCGAGAUGGACAAGGAGAUUGAGCGCAGCUUCAGUCAGGUCCUCGCUCGAGGAAAGUACGUCCACAGCAUUGUCUUGCACGACGUGAAGCCCGACAAGGUCGACGAGUACGUUGAGCUUGUCGGUACCUGGUACCCUCGUAUGGCCAACAUGCCUGAGAAUAAGGUUCAUCUGGUGGGAAGUUGGCGAACAGAGGUCGGCGACUGCGACACCUUCGGUUUGUCUUAUCUGAAUGCUCGUCUUGUCUUGGAGUUCUUGCUGAUUGAUAAUUCACAGNUUCACAUCUGGGAGUACCAACGUUACGAAGGAUACCACGCUUCGCUGCACGCCAUCCAGCAUCACCCGGAAUUCCCGGAAUUCGACCGCAAGCUCAAGUCGUUGAUCAACUCANAAAAGACAUCUUUGAUGCAAGAAUUCUCAUUCUGGCCCACAACUGCUCCUCGCAAGCUUGGUGGUGUCUUCGAGCUUCGUUCAUACACCUUGCACCCUGGCAACCUCUUGGAGUGGGAGACGCACUGGCGCACUGGUCUGCGUGCUAGAAAAGAGGUCAUGGAAGGUGUGGGUGCUUGGUUCGUGCAGAUUGGAGACCUCAAUACUGUCCACCACCUGUGGCAAUUCGCCGACCUCGAGGAAAGACGUUCGCGCAGAGAGCAGAGCUGGAGCGUGUCUGGCUGGGGUGAAACUGUGCACAAGACUGUCCCCUUAAUCCAAUCGAUGAAGAGCAGAAUCUUGGUGCCCAUGCCGUGGAGCCCUGUCGCA